Trichomonas vaginalis G3 is the source of this 129-nucleotide messenger RNA. RefSeq lists its product as uncharacterized. The record is from RefSeq and is a predicted model, not a curated record. NCBI's taxonomy places the organism in Eukaryota, Parabasalia, Trichomonadida, Trichomonadidae. The transcript has a single exon. The coding region runs from base 1 to 129 and encodes 42 amino acids.
AUGAGUGCAAAUGAAGCUCUAAAGCCAAAAGUUGGUUCCACAAAGAAGGAAGAGAAGCGCAAACAUAAGAAAGAGAAACUUACCCGAGAAUUAACUGCUAAAGACGAAGCUAAAGCAGAGAUGCGCUAA